Messenger RNA from Rubroshorea leprosula, 1270 nucleotides. Lineage: Eukaryota; Viridiplantae; Streptophyta; Magnoliopsida; Malvales; Dipterocarpaceae. The record is from the annotation of a GenBank genome assembly.
GUCCAGAGGUCCCAAUCACAGCCGAGUCUGCUCCGGCGAACUCCUCUCCAUCGCAAUUGCCGAUAUCAGAGCUUCUCUGUCUCUCUUCCAACCUCUCGCUCCCUUUUCUCCCCAAGGUUUCGCCCUUUUCGUCGACGAGGUCAAACUCUCUCUUUCUCCUCAAUUAGCUCGUAACAUCCUUCUCUUUUGGCUUUGGGAAAAAAAAUUUCGAACCUUUUCUCAUCCUUUGGGCUGAGCUUAUUCGUCGAGAAGAUUCCAGAAAGUGGUUCUAGAAGGUUCUUCCAGAAUAGGCAAAUUUGCUUUUGCGUUUGCCGGUUCUAAUGGAAAUUCAUUAUCAAAACGCAAAGAGAGACGGUGCUGAAACUGGUCCUCGCAUAUUGGGUCCGCAAGAAGCUGGCAUUGUCUUCCUCAGUCAGGUUUUUGUUCAGUUAUGAGUUUUUUUUGUUCCUUUUGUUAUAUAAAUUUUUCAUGACUUUGAUGUUAUAUUUCACGAAUUGAUUGGUGCUUUGCUUGCAUGCGCUUUUUUUUGUUUGUUCCCUGACAAUAAUAGAGGUGCAAAACAUCUUCCAACCAUCAACUUUGAUAAACUGUUUGCUUUUGCUUUUUAACUUGUUUGAAAUACUUGUGUUGGUUACUGAAAGUUAAGUUAAUUUCAUUGAUUCCACUGUAAUAAGUCCUUUGCUACAAUCUGGUUUCUUCAAUCAGAACAAUUGUUUUGCAUAUUUAUUUAACAAAGUUAUUUUCUUUUGUAAAUAUGGACAAUCACCAGUAUUGGUCACCUAUCUUCAGGUAUCUGUAUGAAAGCUACAGUGAAAGUCAUGAAAAUAAAAUAAAGUGCAUCAUACACUAUUUUGAAAGGAUAAGUUCGCAGAUGCCUUCAGGCUUUGUCUUGUUUGAAUGAAUGUUUCUUCCUUUGGAAUAUCAUCCUUUGUGUAUUUCCUGUCCCAAGGCUGAUUUUUGGGGCAAACCUGCCAUCCCCCUCUGCCCUUUUGAGGCUCAUAGUUCAGGCUUGAUAGAAGAUCAGUCCAAUAAUGCUCUUGAAGUGGAUUUUGCAAACAAGUAUCUUGGAGGUGGUGCUCUGCACAGGGGCUGUGUGCAAGUAUGGCAUAGUCUUUUCUUUUUGUUUUUCUUUGGGAUUUAGCUCAGACAAUUUUCCUCUGUCCACACUUUAGUCUGCAGUCUAGGCUGCCAAUUUCCAAUGUAUUAUUGGUAACAUAUUACACAUGUUCCAUUACCAUAUUUUUGCAUUUGCAUGUGAAUGCUGUUUUCC